ACACACACACGCGCGCGCACACGCACACGCACGCACACACACAAGGAGCAUCCUCCCGUCAGGUCUCCUGGUCCAGCCCCGCCCGCGCCUCCUGUUUCCAGAGAACCUGCUCCCUCUCCCUACCUCCCCCGCCCUCCAUCCCCUCCGGCUGCGGGACCCUCCCCCGUCGACCCCACCCCAACCCCAACCCCCGGGAUGGAGUGGCUCGAGCCCGCCCGGAGCCCCCCGCGGCCGGGGUGACGGUCCCCCCCGCCCCUCUCCUGCCGGGUCCCCGCCUCGAGCACCAUGGGCCUGAGGGGUUCCCGGGGCGCCAGACGCUGAAGAUGACCGAUGCCGGAGCCCCAGCCAUUUAUGGAAUCUGGAGGUGGUUUUGAUGCUUCUCCCAGUCCUGGUCAGUGUGGAGCAACUUCCCUCCCUUUACACUUAUCCCUUCCCCCACCCCAAAACUGAAGAUCAUCACCUAGGAAAGUGCAGAGGGGCAGGAGCCCUGGCUCAAGCUGUCUUGAGUCAUGGCUUCUUCAAAGCUCCGAGAACCCGCGGAUGAGGUUUUUGACCUGGACUUGGCUGUGCCAGAGACCGCCAGACUGGACAGCAGUUUACACAAGGCCCGGGCCCAGCUGCUGGCCAAGGGCCGGAGACACCGGCCGUCCCGCUCCAGGCUUCGGGACAGUGCCAGCUCCGCGGAGGAUGGUGAAGGCUCCGAUGGGCCUGGAGGCAAGGUGACCGACGGCUGCGGGAGCCCCCUGCACCGGCUGCGCUCGCCUUUGCACGCAGGCCCGGGGUCCCCGGCCGGGGGCUCUUUCUGCCUGGAUCCUCCCGGGCUGCGGCGCAGCCUGGAAGAGGACGAGCCGCCGCCCUCGCCGCUCACACGCUACCGGCCCCUGCACAACGCUGCCUCGCACGAAGGCCUGGCUGCCGCCUCCUGCUCGCCGCCGCGCUCCGCGCCCUCCUCCGACAGCUCCCCCAGCUUCGUGCGCCGCCACCCGCGCCGCGCAGAGCCGCACAGCGAAGAUGACAGCCGUGAUGCCAGUCCUCCUGAGCCUGCCAGCCCCACCAUCGGCCUGGAUAAGAAGACUCGGCGAAAGUUCCUGGACCUGGGGGUCACCCUGCGCCGAGCAUCCACGGGCAAGAGCCGGAAGGAGAAAGGCAGCAACCGCCUGUCCAUGGGCAGCAGGGAAUCAGUGGAGGGCUCCAGCAGGUCAGGGGGCUCCCCGUUCCUGCCUUUUUCCUGGUUCACAGACAGUGGCAAGGGGUCAGCAUCCUCGGGUAGCACCACCUCCCCUGCCUGCUCCCCUAAACACGAGGGCUUCAGCCCCAAGAAGUCAGCUUCCCAGGAAUCAACCCUGAGUGAUGACUCCACACCCCCCAGCAGCAGCCCCAAGAUACCGAGUGGGCCCCGGCAGGAAGCCAAAUGUUCUUAUCCCUACCACACGCUGUCUCAGUCUUCGGAUGAGUUCCUGGAUGAGCCCCUUCCCCCCGUCCACCAUUGGACCAGCCAGCAGGUGGGCCAGUGGCUGCAGAGCCUCAACCUGGAGCAGUAUGCCACCGAGUUUGCUGCCCGGCAGGUAGACGGGCCGCAGCUACUGCAGCUGGACGGAAGCAAACUGAAGAGCCUGGGGCUCAGCAACUCUCAUGACCGGGCGCUGGUGAAGCGGAAGUUGAAGGAGCUGGCAGCGGCUGCGGAGAAGGAGCGCAAGGCUCAGGAGAAGGCUGCGCGGCAGCGGGAGAAGCUCCGGCGCAGAGAGCAGGAGGCCAAAAAGAGCUAGGGGAGCGUGCACAGGGCUGGUGCCCGGCAGGGGCGGCCGCUGGCUCGGCGGGCACAGGCCUUACCAGGGAGGCUGGGCCUGGGCGCCGCGCUUGGGCUAGCCUGGUCCCACGCUCUUGGGGGGACACACCCUCUCUCACCUUGUCACUUGGUCUGGACCCAGAGCCCCCAGAAAGGGAGACCCCAGGGAGAGGGGCUAGUAAUAAAUCCCAUUUUGAGGACUUGUUUGGCACAGAGUUCCUGGGGGAGGAGCAGAUGAAGGGGAGAGGGCAGAGAGGCCAGGGCUGAGGCAAGUCUGGGAGCCUGGGUCAGGCUGUCCCACUGCCCUCAGGCCAUCAUGGGGCAGGGGUGGAGGGGAGCUAGGAGGCUGGCCUGCCUGCUUGCCUGCCAGACUCCCAAAGAUGAUGGGCGGGCCCCAAGGCCCAGAGCUAGGCCAGGCAUUUCGGCAGGAGCAGGAGUUGGGGCUGCUCCUCUCCACUCUUCCAGGCAGCUGUGUGGUGGGAGAGCUCAGUCCUGCUCCCCAGAGAGGCCAGUGGGCGCUGCAGCAAGUCGCACUCAGGGUAGAUCCUCAGCCAAACUCCAACAGGAGAGCAGAGAAAGCGGCCUGUGAUCAGUGCAGUCUUUGCCAGGACUCGAGAAGGGAGGAUGCACACCCCCUUCUCCCUCUCCCCUCCUCUGUCCUGUGGGUUCCAGGGGGUGAGAUGACCCCACAGACCACACAGGUCUGCCUCUCGGGGUCCACUCAAGACCCGGUCUUUGACCCAGCCAGGACACCCUUCGCUUCCUGCUGCUUCCUCAGAGGGCACCUGAGCCCUCUUUGGGAGCUGAGCAAACAGGAGCUGAUGGGGACAGAGGAUACCACUCCCACCAGCCAAGGCCUAGGAGCUGCCGACCUGGUCAACCCUCACCCCAGCCAGGCAGAGAGGCAAAACCUGGGGGUCCCUGGCAGCUGCCAGUUUGGAAAGGUUCAUCAGCCCUCCCCUAUCUGCCCCCCACAUUGUCAGGGAAUCAGUGGGCUCAGAACCAGCAAGCGGUGCAAGCUCUGCUUUGCUGGGCCACACCGAGGGCUGGGGCCAGCUCCCUGGAUGGGGCUGGAGUCUGCCAGCAGCCUGGUGACAGCAUGUGUCCUUUUUAGGAAAUGUCCUUGGAGGAAGUGUCCAUGUGUGGCGCUGGUCAGCAGCUAGCCCUGCUUCCAGGACACUGCUCAGAGUUACCAAUGGGGCCAGGGGCUCCUGGUUAGAACCCCCUCCAGCUCCUCCCAUCUGCCCGGAGCGGCAGAUGGCACCAAUGCAUGCUGGCUCCCUCAUUCCUGCCAGGGGCCGAGGCUGACGGCCAGCACCCUGUACCUGGGACUCUGCCCCUAUUCCCCCUCUGCGAUCUGUGCUGGGAGAGGGGCUUCAGAGGGAAACAGAUAAAAGGACACUGGCACCAUCUGGGCCUGGUGGCGGGGCCAUGGGAGGUUGGGAGGCACCCACGUCCUUAAAGCCAUCAGUAGCUAUAGUGGGUGCCCACCUGCAUGUGAAGGGGAGGCAGUUCUCAAUUUAUUUCAAUAAAUACGACGUGCCAGUGACCAGAA
Molecule: messenger RNA, 3341 nt
Organism: Cebus imitator (Panamanian white-faced capuchin)
Lineage: Eukaryota; Metazoa; Chordata; Mammalia; Primates; Cebidae
Gene: SAMD14
Product: sterile alpha motif domain containing 14
Exons: 11
Coding region: 510-1766 (418 amino acids)
Biological process (GO): calcium-mediated signaling; neuron projection development; actin filament organization
Cellular component (GO): actin cytoskeleton; cytoplasm; dendrite
Molecular function (GO): actin filament binding
Source: RefSeq, a predicted model, not a curated record